Dendroctonus ponderosae (mountain pine beetle) is the source of this 1278-nucleotide messenger RNA. Its product is annotated as sialin. The record is from RefSeq and is a predicted model, not a curated record. Lineage: Eukaryota; Metazoa; Arthropoda; Insecta; Coleoptera; Curculionidae. Gene Ontology annotation, cellular component: plasma membrane. Gene Ontology annotation, biological process: monoatomic anion transport; transmembrane transport. The transcript is spliced from 8 exons. Gene Ontology annotation, molecular function: transmembrane transporter activity. The coding region runs from base 1 to 1278 and encodes 425 amino acids.
AUGUCCAUCAGCUUGCCAGCAAUGGUUAUGCCCGGGAAGAAAUUUAUAGCUGAAUGUAAGAAAGGCGAACAUACGUCCAAUAGCACUCAAACUAAACCUGAAGACGAUACUGGAACAAAAUAUCCAUGGGACCAAAAAACUCAAGGUUUUAUUUUAGGAGCCUAUUUUUAUGGGUACCUUAUGGGCAGCUUGCCUGGAGGUGCAGUGGCGGAAUGGCUGGGCCCUUAUUGGACCAUAAUGACUGCCACAAUGUUUUCGGCAAUUUUGAACAGUAUUUGCGUCUGGGUUUUAGUCAAUUCAUUCAUAAACUUAAGGCGCUUAGGGUCUCGUUUAUCCAGCUCUGCAGUGUCUUAUAGGCCGUUGGGCGCCGCCUCAAGAGAGAACGAAGUUUGUAGCCUGUUUAAUGGGAAAUACGCUUGGAACUUGUUUAACUUGGGUUAUUGGUGGUGUGGUUUUCACGUAAUGUCCUUACAAAAUAUAGCAUUUUGUGUCAUCUUCGGAUUACUGACUUUUGAUAGUCCUGAGCAACAUAAAUGGAUUACCGAUGAAGAACUUGAGUUUAUAAAGAAGUCCCAAGAAGGAAAAGUUUCCAAAACAAAAGCCCUUCCCCCAUAUAAAUCCAUAUUAACAUCGUUUCCUUUUUGGACAUUAUGCGUGCUACAUUUUGGCAACUUGUGGGGACUUUACGUGCAAAUUACUGCUGUGCCGAAGUUUAUGAAAGAAUACGUUGGGUUCGACAUCAAGAACUCGGGAGUUUUAUCUUCCCUGCCCCAUCUGAUCAGACUUUUUAUGGGCCUGGGAUAUGGAUUCUUGGGGGAUUAUUUGAAAAAGCGAAACUUCAAAAGAAUUAUCAUACUGAAAUGUUUUAUAAUCCUGUCCCAUAUUGUACCGGGAAUUCUUAUGGGACUGCUGUCGAUUGCCGAAUGUAACGCGCCAGUGGUAGUGGCUUUGCUUACAUUGAGCAUGGCAAUAAAUGGGGCUGCUGUCGUCACCAACUUAGCUAAUCCUACCGAUUUAUCCCCCAAUUUUGCUGGAACGAUAUUCGGCAUUAUCAGUUUCAUUGGUGGUGUUACCGGAUUUAUAGUUCCGUCCAUAACUGGUCAGAUAAUUACAGCGUUUGGCAAUAAUGGAAAAGCUUGGGGUAGCAUCUUUGCACUUGGAGGAUUGGUAUACUGUGGAUGUGGAAUAUUUUUCAUAAUAUUUGGAACUGCCGAUACCCAACCAUGGAACGAAAAGAAGGAAGAAAAAGCUGAUACUUCGCAACCAGAGAGAACAUAA